Zasmidium cellare ATCC 36951 is the source of this 315-nucleotide messenger RNA. RefSeq lists its product as uncharacterized. Gene Ontology annotation, molecular function: protein heterodimerization activity; chromatin binding. Gene Ontology annotation, biological process: resolution of meiotic recombination intermediates; replication fork processing. The record is from RefSeq and is a predicted model, not a curated record. NCBI's taxonomy places the organism in Eukaryota, Fungi, Ascomycota, Dothideomycetes, Mycosphaerellales, Mycosphaerellaceae. Gene Ontology annotation, cellular component: Fanconi anaemia nuclear complex; FANCM-MHF complex. Bases 1 to 315 code for a protein of 104 amino acids. The transcript has a single exon.
AUGCCGGAUCUCACCCAGCACAACGCCGCCAAUGAGGAGCGCCUUAAAGCGGCCUUGUGGCAUUCGAUCGGGAAGACAGUCGACGCCAUCGCCCUCGAGAACAACAUCAAUGCGACUCCGCAGUUCAUCGGCAGUCUCACGGAGCUGGUUCACGCGAAGAUCACUACUGCGGCGACAGAUCUGGAGGCUUUUGCAAAGCAUGCUGACCGGUCGACUAUCAAUAGCAAGGAUGUGAUGUUGCUCGCGCGGAACAACGAAGGGCUCGAGGACAUUCUGAAAGAGAAGGCCGAUGCGGUUCGCAAGAGCAAGAAUUGA